AUGAGGGUUGAUUUUUCUGAGCCAGAGUGCAACAGCAACUGUUACCAUCAUCACACUUCAGGCAUACGCAACACUCAAGAAACCGAACCAAGGUUUUUGUUCGGACCAGUUAGACAUGAUUCUGCUUCUGUUUGUUCGACCUCAACAUCAUCUCUAGCAACAACUCCUGCUGCCAUUGCAUCGGUUAGCUCCGGACCAGCCAAUUUAAAUUCUGGUGGAUUUGGUACUUCCACACCGUCUGGAUUCGGGGGAAGGCAAGGUGCUUUUGGUCCCAUGUUUGCUACUCCCACAUCGUCUGUAUUCGGGACAGCGCAAGGUCCUGCUUCUAGUUUUAGUAAUUCCUCAUCGCCUUUCGGAUCAACGCAAGCUUAUGCUUUUGGUUCUGGUUUAUUUAGUGCUCCCACACCAUCUAGAGCGGUUAGUNNCGAACCUACNCAGUCUCUUGGACCAAACAGUUUCGGUUUUGGUGUAACUGCUGCUCCCACACCANCUNNANNNGGAUCAGUGCAAGCUCCUGUCCAAACUACUGCAAUCACCACUAACAGAUCCUCAGAAUCAUUUCCACGUCCUAGUUCUUCACCUGCUCCUGCUGUUACAUUGGUUAGUAGCGAACCAACGCAAUCUCUUGGCAAAAGCAUGUUCAGUUUUGGUUCAUCUCCUGCUCCCACACCAUCAUUUUUGGUUAGUAGUGCAUCUGCCACUUCCUCACCCUUAAGCUUCAGGCUACCGCAAGAUUUUGGCAACACUCCUUCUGUGUCACCCUUUGGGAAUGGUGUUGCUUAUGCGAGACCUGAUGUUGCUAUCUUGCCGCCAGCAUCGGAGCAAUCAACAAGUACAAUACUUUUUGGUACAACUCCAGUGAGCGUUCCUUCACUAUUUGGGCCACCGCAAGAAACUGCUUCAAGCACCCCAAAAAAUCCAUUCAGCAAUUCUUUUCCCGGAUUUGGUGAUAGUUAUAUGCCCGGAGCUUCUUUUAACGGUUUUGGAUGUAAUCCAUCACCAUUUUGGGGUGGUGGUUCACUUUUUGCUGCUCCUAAGACAUCAUCUCCUCAACCUUCUGGUUUCAAUGCAGCUACUACUACUCUGUCGCCGAGUUCAUUAUCCCCCACAGUUACCGAUAUUCCCUCUGGUGGAUGGUAUUUUCCAUCUCGUGAAUGUAGUCACCCCUCUGGACAAGGUAGUAGGCAUACUCGUUAUGCACCUACACCCGAUAUUGGAACACCUGGUUUUGGAAGAAAUGGCCAUUUUAUUUCUAUAUCUGCUUCUGAUGCUUGUCGACAUAAAAGCCAUGAAGAGUUAAGGUGGGAAGAUUACAAACAAGGAGAUAAAGGUGGGCCGUAUCCUGCUGCUCAUAUCUCUCCCAUAGGCUCGAGACCAAACGCCGUCUUUUCCCCAUCAACCGUUUCACCGAGGUUAUUUGCUUUGAACUCUGAUCUUCACAAAAGCCCUGAAGAGUUAAGGUGGGAAGCUUACAAAAAGGGAGACAAAGGUGGUUUGUUUUCUGCUCCUCAUAUCUCUCCAGUAGGCUCGAGACCAAACGCCGUUUUUACCCCGUCAACUGUUUCACCUUCGAUAUUUGCUUCUCCAAGCAUAUUUGAUCACCCUCAGAGGACAACGCAAGGAAACAUGCCUGGUUCUGGUACCCUGUUUCGGAGCUCUUCUUCAACAUCAUCCACUACAAUUCCUUCUGCUCCCGUAAACCCGAGUGUUCAGAGACCCCAUGAGACGACUGAUGUCUCUUCCCCAGCAUCCAGAUGCACUGCCUGUGGAGCCACGAGUAGACCUUCUGCUUCUGCUUACUCUAAUGGUGGUGCCACAACCCCUCCAUCAGCUGCUACAUCUCUUCCCGGAAUGUUCUUUUCUAGCUUUGGUUCUUUUCCUAUGAUGUUUGGUACACCAACUCUUGCUGCUCAAGGUACGGCUCCAGCACUUCAAGCCUAUCCAAUGAUGUUCGGUACAACUCCUGUUGCUCAAGGUGCAAAUCUGUCCGUUCAAGCUACAACUUCAGCAAUUCAAGCUUAUCCUGUUCAGGGUUUCCUUCUCCUCCCGUUCGCCGCCAUGAAUCUGCAGUGA
Messenger RNA from Arabis nemorensis, 2073 nucleotides. The record is from the annotation of a GenBank genome assembly. NCBI's taxonomy places the organism in Eukaryota, Viridiplantae, Streptophyta, Magnoliopsida, Brassicales, Brassicaceae.